CUCUCCAUCUCGCUUCACCUCUCUCUCCACCUCUUGCCAUUCCUACCUGUACUCCUUGAGACAGAUCUGGCAGAAGGCAGCCCACGGACACUUCUACCGCUACCUCUUCGCUCUCUUCGGCUUUCUUAUCGUUUGGCGUUUUUCUCUUCCCUUGAAGUUCUCAAUCGUUGCUGCUGCACGCGUACAACAAACACGACCACACCUUUCUCAGAAAGGCCUUUGAGCAAGAGCAAUCAUGUGUGGAAUCUUCGCGUACAUCAACCACCUGGUCGAGAAGGACCGCCGCCAGGUCAUUGAGGCGCUCGUUGGAGGCCUGGCCAGGCUCGAAUACCGCGGCUAUGACAGUGCUGGUAUCGCCGUCGAUGGCGACUCUGAGAAGGACGUCAUGAUUUUCAAGCAGGUCGGCAAGGUCGGCGCGCUGCGGAAGCACAUUGCCGAGUCGCCCAUCGACUUCAACAAGACGUUCAUCUCCCAGGUCGGCAUGGCGCACACUAGGUGGGCCACCCACGGCCAGCCUUCGCCGUUGAACUGCCACCCUCACCGAUCGGACCCCACCAAUGAGUUCACUGUUGUCCACAAUGGUAUCAUUACAAACUACCGCGAGCUCAAGCUCGUCCUCGGCAAGAGAGGAUUCCAAUUCGAGACGGAGACAGACACGGAGAGUGUCGCGGUACUUUGCAAGUACCUCUACGACUCCGCCCAGGGCAGGAAGCCCGAUUUUACGUCGCUCAUCAAGAGCGUCAUCAAGGAGCUGGAGGGCGCCUUUUCGUUUGUGUUCAAGUCUGUCCACUACCCAGGCGAGCUCGUCGCCGCCAGGCGUGGUUCGCCCCUUCUGAUCGGUGUCAAGACAGAGAAGAAGCUCAAGGUUGACUUUGUCGACGUCGAGAUUGGCACGGCCCCCGAUGCCGAAGAGUCGAUCGGCGGCAUGACCAACGCGCCAUCCGCCGGACUCCUCGCCCCGCCCGGUGGGCAGCCAGCCGGUCCUGGCUCCCUACAGGUGCCCAACGCCAACAACAAGCUCAUCCGUUCCCAGUCUCGCGCCUUCCUCUCCGAAGACGGCCUGCCCCAGCCAAUCGAAUACUUCAUUGCGUCGGACGCGAGCGCAAUUAUCGAGCACACCAAGCGUGUCCUCUACCUCGAAGACGACGACAUUGCUCACAUCUCCGAGGGCGAGCUGCACAUCCAUCGUCUGCGCCGCAACGAUGGGCUCUCGUCGAUGCGGUCUAUCGAGACGCUCGAGAUGGAGCUGGCCGAGAUCAUGAAGGGCCAAUUUGACUCGUUCAUGCAGAAGGAAAUCUUCGAACAGCCCGAGUCGGUCGUCAACACGAUGCGUGGUCGUGUCAACUUUGACACUCGCCAGGUCAAGCUUGGCGGUCUGACUGCAUUCCUGGCCACAAUUCGCCGAUGCCGACGCAUCGUCUUCUGUGCCUGCGGAACAAGCUACCACUCCUGCCUGGCCACACGCGCCAUCUUUGAGGAGCUGACUGAGAUCCCUGUUUCGAUCGAGCUGGCCUCGGACUUCCUCGACCGCAGAACGCCCAUCUACCGAGACGACGUCUGCGUCUUUGUCAGCCAGUCUGGUGAGACGGCUGAUUCGAUCUUGGCGCUGAGGUACUGCCUCGAGCGUGGUGCCCUCUGCCUGGGUGUUGUCAACACUGUCGGCUCCACCAUCUCGCGCGAGACCCACUGCGGUAUCCACAUUAACGCUGGUCCCGAAAUUGGUGUUGCCUCGACCAAGGCCUACACGUCCCAGUACAUUGCCCUCGUCAUGAUGGCCGUCCAGCUGUCUGAGGACCGAAUCUCGAUGACAGAGAGACGCAACUCAAUCAUCGACGGUCUCCAUGACCUCCCCGAGCAAAUUCGCUCCAUCCUUGCCCAGGACAAGGCCCUCCAGACGCUGGCUCACGGCACCUUGGCCAAGGAGCGAUCGCUGCUCAUCAUGGGACGUGGUUACCAACACGCAACGUGCCUCGAGGGUGCCCUCAAGAUCAAGGAGAUCUGCUACAUGCACUCGGAGGGAAUCUUGGCCGGCGAGCUCAAGCACGGCCCAUUGGCUCUCAUCGACGAGUCGAUGCCUGUCAUCCUCAUCAUGACCAAGGACUCGCUCUACCCCAAGGUGCAGACGGCGCUCAUGCAGGUCACUGCGCGAAAGGGGCAGCCCAUCAUCAUCUGCAACGACGAUGACAAGGACAUCAACGCCAGCGCAAAGACGAUCAGGGUACCCCGGACUGUCGACUGCCUCCAGGGCCUCUUGACCGUCAUUCCGCUCCAGAUCCUCUCCUACCACCUCGCUACGGCCGCCGGCGUGGACGUCGACUUCCCGCGCAACCUGGCCAAGAGCGUUACAGUCGAGUGAGGAAAAGGGGGCAAACGAUGGAAAAUGGCGACGGAAAAGGAGGGAAAUCUCAGGACUUCGAACAACGACACUUUCAGCGCAAAUUCUUCUUUUGAUAGAUACGGCCUCUCCAAUCCCUUCCACCCCCAACUGACAAAUUCGCUCUCCUCCUGAUCUCUGGAAUCUUUUCCCUCUUCUUGUCUUCUACUAUCCAACUCUCUGUCUCUUUCCUUAUCUCUUCUCUGUCUCUCUCGUGUCCUCUCCUGUUUUCGUUUCCUGAAAUCAUCG
This is a messenger RNA of Acaromyces ingoldii, 2623 nucleotides long. RefSeq names its product isomerising glucosamine-fructose-6-phosphate aminotransferase. The transcript has 7 exons. Gene Ontology annotation, molecular function: carbohydrate derivative binding; L-glutamine:D-fructose-6-phosphate transaminase (isomerizing) activity. The coding region runs from base 236 to 2356 and encodes 706 amino acids. Gene Ontology annotation, biological process: fructose 6-phosphate metabolic process; protein N-linked glycosylation; UDP-N-acetylglucosamine metabolic process. NCBI's taxonomy places the organism in Eukaryota, Fungi, Basidiomycota, Exobasidiomycetes, Exobasidiales, Cryptobasidiaceae. The record is from RefSeq and is a predicted model, not a curated record.